Thunnus maccoyii (southern bluefin tuna) is the source of this 3051-nucleotide messenger RNA. It is a transcript of the gene arid3c, whose product is annotated as AT rich interactive domain 3C (BRIGHT-like). Lineage: Eukaryota; Metazoa; Chordata; Actinopteri; Scombriformes; Scombridae. Bases 521 to 2320 code for a protein of 599 amino acids. Gene Ontology annotation, biological process: regulation of transcription by RNA polymerase II. Gene Ontology annotation, cellular component: nucleus. Gene Ontology annotation, molecular function: DNA binding. The record is from RefSeq and is a predicted model, not a curated record. The transcript has 9 exons.
AUCAAGUUUCUUUAUUGACUCUCGAGGAAGUUUACUGCAGUCUAUCAAUAGGCAAUAUAAAAUGACUCAUACCAUGAUAGAGGAAGACUCAUCUCCGUCAGUAAUCUAAUUAUCAUGAUGUAAAUAUGAUGCAGCUUUACAAGAGUAAAUAAAGUUUUCAAAACAUACAAUAAACCCCAAUAAUUCCUGCUAGCACAUUAAGAGAUAACAGAGUAAUGUGUCAUCAGAGCGGUCUGUAUGCUGUCUCGUUGUGGAGUGUCUCGCAGUAUUGACGUGUUGUUAGCAGAUGGAGCAGGAGGGCUGAUCUCUGCCUCCAGAGGUCAUUCUCACUACAGUUGCCACUUGUUGCCAAAAGCGGCUCGGGGCUCUGCACCAUUCAACGCCGAAUACAUUUCAAGUAUUUAUUCAGCCAACUAUCGAGACCUACAUACUUGAUGUUGAAUGCGGAACAUUACCGGGACUGAAAGAAGACUCUUGUGAUCCGGUUGAUAAUAUUUCAGCGCAUCUGACGGAGAGAAGCAUGGUUGAUAACACAAGUUUAGCAACUAAAUCUGCUUUGCAAAGCUCUUUCUCGUCCGCCAGCAGCCUUCCCCUCCAGGCUCCCUCCGCCUCCUCCCAUAACCCGUUCCCCGGCGCACAGUCCCACCAGCCCGGCAGCGGCGGUAUGAAGCUCGAGGCGGUCAUGGAGAACCUGCAGCGGCAACAGGCAGCGCGGCUGGCCCUGGAGGAGAAGCUCCGGCAGGCGGAGAAAGAGAAAAACCUCCGCUCCAUGGUGGAGUCCCAGAUACACCAACAAGCCCUGGCUUUUCGCCAUUACCAGGCGGCGAUGCGCGGCGCUCUGGCCGCUGGAGUUGCCAACUCGACCCCCGGGGUGACGCUCCCUCACAUUGAGGUCCGCAGAGCCGACGAGGACAGAAACUCCUCCAGAGUCGGCAGCGACGAUAAGGACAUGGAUGAUGAGGAAGAUGACAUGGAGGAGCAGGAGGUCAUUGAUGAAGAGGAGGAGGACGAGGACGAUGUCGGGUUGAACCACUACCAGCACCGGCAGUCCUCGCUCCAGGAAACCUGCCUGUCUCCGAAGAGCGCUCCGAUGCAUCUCAUGGCCAGAGUCCCAGGGGCCUUUGCCCCGGCCCGCCGCGCAGAGUCCCCGUCGGCGCACCCGCAGACCCAGCACCACGAGUGGACCUACGAGGAGCAGUUCAAACAGUUGUAUGAAUUGGAUGAUGAUGAGAAGCGCAAAGAGUUUCUUGAUGACCUUUUCAGUUUCAUGCAGAAACGGGGGACUCCAGUGAAUCGGAUUCCUAUCAUGGCCAAGCAGGUGUUGGAUCUCUACAUGCUCUACAAGCUCGUCACUGAAAAAGGCGGCUUAGUGGAAGUCAUCAAUAAGAAAAUAUGGCGUGAGAUCACCAAAGGCCUUAACCUCCCUACCUCCAUUACCAGUGCUGCUUUCACUCUCCGAACACAGUAUAUGAAGUACCUCUACCCGUAUGAAUGUGAAAAGCGGGGACUAAGCUCCCCUGGUGAGCUUCAGGCAGCUAUUGACAGCAACCGGCGGGAAGGCCGUCGGCAGAGCUACGGCUCUGCCAUCUUCAACUACUCUCCUGUGGGCACCCCCACCCUCCUGUCUUCACCAAAGAUACAGAUGUCCCACCUACCUAUGCCCACUCAUAACAGUGGCCAUAUCUCCCAGGUGCCUGUGAUCAAGAAAGAGGAGCCAAUGAUGGCCAGCUGCCUGCCCAGUCGGAUGGCCCUCCCCAUGUCUCCCAGUGGCCAUCAUGCUGCAGCCGUGGCUGCCCAGGCAGCAGCGGCUCAGGCAGCAGCGGCUCAGGCUGCAGCACAGGCUGCAGCUGCCGUCCAGGUGGCAGCUCUGGAGCAGCUCAGAGAGAAGCUGGAAAGUGGUGAACCACCAGAGAAGAAGAUGAUGAUGGUGGCAGAGGAGCAGCAGAGGCUCAUGCAACAAGCGCUGCAGCAGAACCUGCUGGCAAUGGCCACUCAGCUGCCCCUCAACAUCAAACUCAACAACAGAGAUGAUAGACAAGAGACCGCAUUGAACCUGUCUACCAACGGCAUUAGCAGCAUCAACAUGUCAAUAGAAAUAAAUGGAGUUGUCUACACAGGUGUCCUGUUUGCUCGGCAGUCGGCCAUAGCAGGGAUGACGGGACACCGUGGGAAACACAGCAACUGUCAGACUCAGGGAAAGACCAGUCCCACACAGCUCCAACCAUCCUGCUCCUCUUCUUCAUCCUCCUCCUCCUCACUGCACGGACACAGAAAUUCCUCCCCAGACACCUGUUCAGUGUGGAACAGCUCAAAAGCAUGAUCGCUACUCAACUUGAGGUGCAACAUGGACGAAGCCAAAUGAAGAUUCCCACUUGUGCACCAGAAAAAAUAAGGUGGCUGAACAGCUAACCUUCUGCAAGGUAUCACAGUUGAUCUGUUUGUAGGCUUUAUAACAGACCUCAGAAACUCACUACUUAUAACUAAUACCAAAGAAGAAAACAGAUCUAUGCUUGUUCAACACAUUCAGCAUUUACAGUGAACUUUAGCACCAAUGAUCAAACCUGAAGAAUAUAGCAAGAAUACAAACAGACAAAGCACAUCUGAGGAGGAAAUCACUGUCUAGACUGCAUAACAGUUUGUUCUCAUCAGAGACUUGUGACAGUAUCUCUCCACCAUAUCAGACGUUCCACUGGACAGUUAGUUGAUAAUGUGUCAACAUAUAGGCAGCAACAUGGCUAGACAGUGAUGUAUCUGUGGAUCCACGCAGUGACAUUAGAAGUGAAAGUGAAGUGUUUAAUGUGGAUUUUUGUAGUAUGGUUUAGUGACAGUAAAUUGUGUUCUCUUAAACACAGUCAGCUCAGUCCACAGAAGACAAGCAGCUGCUUUUUGUUUUGUUAGCCUGAUAACUAGUCAGCAGGCCAACUGAACCAAGGACGUCUGGUUUAAGUUAACACACAGCGCUAUCCACUAGUAGCAAACACAGUGUCCCAAUCCAUAUUGUAUACUAAUACUAUAUAUAUGUUACCAGGAUCUGAUUAACCUGUUAAAGGC